Notechis scutatus (mainland tiger snake) is the source of this 1254-nucleotide messenger RNA. It is a transcript of the gene PIGC, whose product is annotated as phosphatidylinositol glycan anchor biosynthesis class C. The record is from RefSeq and is a predicted model, not a curated record. Gene Ontology annotation, cellular component: membrane; glycosylphosphatidylinositol-N-acetylglucosaminyltransferase (GPI-GnT) complex. Lineage: Eukaryota; Metazoa; Chordata; Lepidosauria; Squamata; Elapidae. Gene Ontology annotation, biological process: GPI anchor biosynthetic process.
AUCUUGUAAUAAACGGCUUGCAAGCGUUUUGACCAUAAAUUGGCCAGCAGAGGGCAACAUGAAUUCACCCACAGCCGGAUGUGUCGUCACAGCAAAAUUUCCUUUUCCGACAUACAUUCUAGGCAAGAUAAUAUGAACUCCAUCAUAACAUGAGAUUGUGAAGAACUAUGAGGCAAUGGCGAGAAAUGUAUUGUGUGUCCAACUGGAACAUACCAUAAGGCAACGUUGGCAGAAAGUGUUGUACAAGAGGCAGUCAUUUCCUGAUAACUAUGUGGAUCAAAGUUUCUUAGAGAAGUUGCGCAAGAAUAUCCAUGCACGCAAGUAUCAGUACUGGGCAGUGGUGUUUGAAUCUGGAGUGGUGAUACAACAACUAUGUAGCGUCUGUGUCUUCAUUGUCAUCUGGUGGUACAUGGAUAUGGGCCUGUUGGCUCCCCAGUGGCUGUUUGGAGCUGGCUUGAUUGCUUCCCUGAUUGGUUAUGUACUCUUUGAUGCCACUGAUUCAGGAAUAGAGAGAAAUCAAAGUGGGCAGACACGAUGGGGAGAUCUGAAGAAUUCUGUGGUAUUUGUGGCAUUCACCUAUGGCUUCUCUCCUAUCCUAAAGACCUUAACUGAGUCUAUCAGCACUGAUACAAUUUAUGCUAUGUCUGCCCUUAUGCUCCUAGGACAUUUGAUCUUUUAUGAUUAUGGGGCAAAUGCAGCUAUUGUAUCCAGUACAUUGUCCCUCAACAUGGCUAUCUUUGCUUCAGUCUGCUUAGCCUCACGGUUGCCACGGUCCUUACAUGCCUUUGUCAUGGUGACAUUUGCUAUCCAGAUAUUUGCCCUAUGGCCUAUGCUACAGAAGAAGCUCAAAGCUCAAACCCCCCAUUGUUAUAUGACAGCUACCUUACUCUUUGCUUUAUCUGCCUUGAUGGGACUGCUAACCAUUUCCAGCGUUGGCACUGUUCUUUUUGCCCUCCUUUUGAUUACCAUCUCAUGUCUGUGCCCUUAUUGCCUCAUUAGACUGCAACUCUUCAAAGACAAUAUCCAUGGGCCUUGGGAUGAAGCUGAAAUCAAGGAAGAUCUGUCCAAGUUUCUUAAGUAGACCUGGAAUCCACACUUUAGGAUUCAAUUCUUCUAAUUAUCCUAGUCCCAGCUAAUACAUCUUUAUCAGCUAAAGCAAUUAAGGCAAGCAGGAAUGGAAUACCUCUGAAAAUGCCUGAGAACAACUUAUUUAUAACCUGCUAUUUUUCCAAUAAAAGUUUUUUUUGUCAAGGA